Nerophis lumbriciformis (worm pipefish) is the source of this 5883-nucleotide messenger RNA. It is a transcript of the gene ano10b, whose product is annotated as anoctamin 10b. Gene Ontology annotation, molecular function: chloride channel activity. Gene Ontology annotation, biological process: chloride transmembrane transport. The record is from RefSeq and is a predicted model, not a curated record. Gene Ontology annotation, cellular component: plasma membrane. Lineage: Eukaryota; Metazoa; Chordata; Actinopteri; Syngnathiformes; Syngnathidae.
ACACCCUGCAGUCUGGUGAAGUUCCUCUGCAUUCCUACCAUACAUACUGUACACACACACACACACACGCACGCACGCACACACACACACACACACGCACACACACGGCUAUGAUGACUGCUGGCUGAGAGGGUGGGUGUUGUUGACCUGUAGGACUGCAGAGAACCUCUUCAUUCAGGACCUGCCAGGGUCAUCAUGAGUAAGGCACAACGUGAUGACCAGCAGCCUGAUGAAAAACCUGCAAGUACUCUAUCUGCCGGACUAGGAUGGACCAAGGUCAGCUGCCCGUGUUGUCUGUCUGAGGCGGUAGAGCCGUUGGUUCUGGUGAAACUUGGGGAAGAAGUCCGUCCUGAGACCAAAAGGUGGAUCAUCAGACUGAUUGGAGCGCCCCAGAAAGAAGGCGGAGCCGCAUUACUGGCCCACCCUGGUGAAGAUGCCAGCGGUGACAUCAUCGUGGUGUCGGCCCCACGCUGCACAUUACAGCGAGCCGCCGAGGAGUUGGGUUUGUGCAAGACGUACUGCACCGGAGAAAUGGAGAACUUCUCAUACGAAGACAGAGACAACUUUCGACACUCAGACAACAUGGAGUCCUUCCUGACGCUGGCUGAGAGACAGUACAUAGUGAAGUAUGAGCUGGAGGGUCUGCAUGCACAGAGAGAUGUGAGGAUUCCUGGUCUGGCUGACAAGUUCACCCUACAUCACAGAGAUAACAUCUGGCGCAAGUUAAACUCGGCCGGCGUGGUUGUGGACACUUUCCCUCUUCACAAGCGGCAACAACUGAAAAAGCUCAGUGAGACGUGGUACUCUGGCAAUCAGCUGUCUCAACCGCUGGAUUCAGUCAAUGCAUAUUUUGGAAGCUCAGUGGGUUUUUACUUCAGCUUCCUUGAUUUCUACACCUGGUCUCUGCUGCCCCCUGCCAUUGUGGGCCUGUCAAUCACAUACUUCUCGAGUGACGUUCAGAAGGAGGUGGUGGAGUCAGUGUCUGGCUCGCAGGUGGAGAACCACGUAGAGGACACAGGACUCCCCAUCAGCGGUCACAUGGUCCAGGCGGUGUUCAGCAUGCUGUGGUCCACCGUGGUCAUGGAGCUGUGGAAGCGUCGCAGCUUCUCCCUGUCCUACCGCUGGGGGACACUUCACCUGGCUGAGCGCUUUGCGGAGCCACGACCUGGUUUUCAUGGUCACCUGGGGGUCAACCCUGUCACGGGUCGUGUGGAGCCUCUGUUUCCCGAAUGGCAGAAAGAUCUCCGGAUGGCACUGGUCUCAGUCCCUGUGGUCGGAAUAUUUCUGGGCCUGGUGGUCCUCGGCAUGCUGUGCUUCUACUGGGCAGAGGACCAGGUGCAGCAGCUCCACCUGGGCUGGGACUCGCUGGUGUCCCAGACCUUGCUUUAUGUGCCCUCUGUGCUCCACAUCCUUUACACAAAUGUGCUGGCCACGUUUUACAAAACAGUAGCAGCGUCUCUGACUGAAUUUGAGAACCACAGAGAAGAGUCUGCCUUCCAGAACCAUCUAACAGCCAAAGUCUUGGUGUUCACGUUCUUCAACUACUUUGCAGUUCUCUUCCACAUUGCAUUUGUCAAGCAAGAUGUUCCUUUGCUCCGCAAGCGUCUGGCCUCGUUGCUGAUCGUGACCCAGCUGGUGAACCAGCUGACAGAGGUGGUAGUACCAUUCCUGGUGGACCGCUUUGUUAGCGCCCCCCAUAGGACGGAGAGUGAGGACGACCCGCAGGAGGACAAAUUUAGAAACCAAAUCACGCUGCCAGUUUUCCCUGGUUUAUUUGCAGAAUACAUUGAGCUGCUGGUGCAAUUUGGCUAUUUGAGUCUGUUCUCUUGCGUCUACCCUCUGACGGCCGUGCUGCUGCUCAUCAACAACGUGACAGAGAUCCGCACCGACGCCUACAAGAUCUGCAAACUCUUCCGCAAGCCUUUCUCCGCCCCCGCGGCCAACAUGGGUGUGUGGCAGAUCGCCUUUGAGAUCCUGAGCUUCAUGGCGGUGGUGUCAAACUGCUGGCUGCUGACGCUCUCGCCGCUGUCACUAAAGAUGCAAGUGGAGGGCGAGAUGAGCAGCACCAACAUCGUGCUGAUGGCCGUGCUGGCCGAGCACCUGCUCAUGCUCAUCAAGCUGAUGAUGGCAGCCGUCAUCCCGGACGAGCCAGCAUGGAUCAGAACAAAGAGAGCCCACAUGGAGUACACUUCCAUGCAGGCUCUCAGGCAGCAGACCAUGUCUACUGACGAGUCCUGACUGUGUUUCAAAAGCCCAGGCUGUGGAUCAACGUGAUGCAAGAAGAACAAUAAUUGAGCUCGAACAGCACAAAGCUCUUGUUUGCUUUUAAGGGUGCCAUUUUUCAUCUUUGGAAAUAGGAAAUAGGUUGGCUGGCAGCAGUUCCUCGGUCAAGGGUCGGCUCAGUUUAUUUCAAAUAAGAUGUAUACAUAUAUUUAAGUCCACCCCAUACACAAAUGUGAGUAUAUAGUGUGUACAAUGCAUCCGGCGCUUUACUUUUUUCAAAUUUUUUUAUGUUACACAGCCUCAUUCCAAAUAUUGAAUAAUUUCAUUUUUUCCUCAAAAUUCGACACACAAUAGCUCAUAACUGCAAUGUGAAAAGGUUAUUAUUUAAGAUUUGUUUGCACAUUUAUUACCAUUGAAAAACUAAGAAAUCCCAUGUGCAGAAGUAUUUACAGCCUUUACCAUGAAGAUCAAAACAUCAUUGAGAUGUUCCUACAGCUUAAUUGGAGUCCACCUGUGGUGAACUCUGUUGUUUGGACAUGGUUUCAAGGCAGAGAACAAACCAAGAAUGAAGUCGAAGGAAUUGUCUGUAGACCUCCGAGGCACGAAUCUGGGGAAGGGUACAGAAACAUAUCUGCUGUCUUGAAGGUCCUAAUGAGCACAGUGGCCUCCAUCAUCCGUUAAUGGAAGAAGUUUGGAACCACCAGGACUCUUCCAAGAGCUGGCUGACCGUCUAAACCGAGAAGGGCCCUAGUCAGGGAGGUGACCAAGAACCCGAUGGUCACUCUGUCAGACCUACAUCCUUCCAGAAGGACAACCAUCUCUGCAGCAAUCCACCAAUCUGUAUGUUUAGCGUGGCCAAACGGAAACCAUUUCUUAGUAAAAAGUUUGCCAAACUGCACCUGAAAGACUCUCAGACCAAGAGAAACAAAAUUCUCUGGUCUGAUGAGACAAAGAUUGAACUCUUUGGCAUCACCAGGCCAAUACCAUCCCUACAGUUAAGCAUGAUGGUGGCAGCAUCAUGCAGUGGGGAUGGUUUUCAGCGGCAGGAACCGGGAGACUAGUCAGGAUAGAGGGAAUUAUGAAUGCAGCAAUGUACAGAGACAUCCUGGAUGAAAACCUGCUCCAGAGCCCUCUUGAACUAGGACUGGGGUGACGGUUCCUCUUUCAGCAGGACAACGACCCUAAAGACACAGCGAAGACAUCAAAGGAAUGACUUCAGGACAAUUCUGUAGAUGUCCUUGAGUGGCCCAGCCACAGCCCAGACUAGAAUCCCAUUGAACAUCUCUGGAGUGAUCUGAAAAUGGCCCAACCUGAUGGAGCUUGAGAGGUGCUGCAACAGAACAAAAAUAAACAAAGAUAGGUGUGCUGUCAUGAUCCGUGGCCCGGAUCAUGUUUUGCUUAGUCAUGUUCUGUUAGUUUUGGACUCCAUGAGUUCCUGUUUUGUUCACCUCAGGGUUUGUUUUGGUUACCAUGGGUACUGAAUGGGUUCACCUGCCUCUGAUUAGUGUUCGGCACGUACACCUGCUACCGAGCACUAAUCAGAGAGCUACUUAUUCACGUUUCUCGCCAUGCUCAGUCUGGCUUCGUUGUUUGCUGUAUGCAACAGUUGUUUUCUAGCUAAUGAUUCCUGUGCUAAGUUUUGUUUCCUUAGCUUCUCGUGCGAUCAGCACACUUUCCUUUUGUUUGUUUCCUGUCUUUUUGUAAUGUGUAGGAUUUAUGACAGUAAAUCAUAUUCCUACCUUCGUCCGGAGUUGCCCGUCUGCAUCUUGGAUGAACGACCCCAUAGUAAGAAGCGACCCCCACGUGACAUGCGCUAAGCUUGUGGCAUCACGUUCAAAAGGACUCGAGGCCGUGAUUGCUGCCAAAGGUGCAUCAACAAAGUAUUGCGCAAAGGCUGUGAAUACUUAUGUACACGUUUUUUUAUUUUCAAUGUGUGUGCAUGUGUGUUACGGACAGCAAAGCCCUGUCUGUCUGUUAUUUCACUUUACCUUUUUCUGUGUUGAUUGAGCUGUGUUGAAGCAGCAAAAAGGGACGGUAUAGCUCGGUUGGUAGAGCGGCCGUGCCAGCAACUUGAGGGUUCCAGGUUCGAUCCCCGCUUCCGCCAUCCUAGUCACUGCCGUUGUGUCCUUGGGCAAGAUGCUUUACCCACCUGCUCCCAGUGCCACCCACACUGGUUUAAAUGUAACUUAGAUAAUGGGUUUCACUAUGUAAAGCGCUUUGAGUCACUAGAGAAAAGCGCUAUAUAAAUAUAAUUCACUUCACUUCAAAAAAGGACAUUAUGUUAAAUGAAGAGUUUCUGUCUCUGAUAGUUGAUAUAAUAAUGUGCAUCAUUAAGCCUACAUGAACUCCACGGUGUUCAGUGAUGAAUAGUCUCUCCUAUUGCUAUUGUACUAUUUUUUCAGCUAUACCCUAUUUUUCGGACUAUAAGUCGCUCCGGAGUAUAAAUCGCACCGGCCGAAAAUGCAUAAUAAAGAAGGAAAAAAACAUAUAUAAGUCGCACUGGAGUAUAAGUCGCAUUUUUGGGAAAUUUAUUUGAUAAAACCCAACACCAAGAAUUGACAUUUGAAAGGCAAUUUCAAAUAAAUAAAGAAUAGUGAACAACAGGCUGAAUAAGUGUACGUUAUAUGAGGCAUAAAUAACCAACUGAGAACGUGCCUGGUAUGUUAACGUAACAUAUUAUGGUAAGAGUCAUUCAAAUAACUAUAACAUAUAGAACAUGCUAUACGUUUACCAAACAAUCUGUCACUCCUAAUCGCUAAAUCCCAUGAAAUCUUAUAUGUCUAGUCUCUAGCUAAAUAAUAUUAUUUGAUAUUUUAUGGUAAUGUGUUAAUAAUUUCACACAUAAGUCGCUCCUGAGUAUAAGUCGCACCCAAUCUAUGAAAAAAAAUGCGACUUAUAGUCCGAAAAAUACGGUAUUAAAAAAAAAACCAAAAAAAAAAUGUUUUCACAUUGUCACUGUUCGGUAUUGUGUGUAGAAUUUUGAGGACCAAAAAAAAUAUUUUGGGAAUUCUGGAAUAAGGCCGUAACAUAUCAAAAUGUAGAAAAAGGGAAGCGCUGUAAAAACGUUCCGCAUGCACUGUAUUCUGUAUACUUAUAAAGAAAUGCCAUAAUAGAAAGGCCAAACUGCAACACUAUAACAUUCUUGUCUACGAAAGCUAAAAAUGUUUGUGGCUUCUGCAACAACGCUGUGAGCAAACUGGAUGCACGUUACGCAUCAAACUGUCUGCUGUACAGCACAGUAGAUGCCUUUUAAAAGACAUUCUGCUCAAAACAUUGUAUUGCUCAAGGGGAUCAACACGUUUAUCAAACUGAACAGUAAGAGAAUGACUUAUUUGAUGGUUUGUUGGUACCCAAAAAGAAAGAUUUGCAUUGAGAGCAAUGAGGAAAAACAAACCACUUGUGCUUUGCUGUGUUCUAUGCUAUUCAUACUGUAUUGUGCCUCGAGUGACUGCUUGACUGUGCAGUGUUAGCCACUAAUCAUCUACCUUCAUGUAAGUGCUGGCAGAUAAACAAACCAUCAUCCAUACAGCAUAUAACAAUGUGUAUUUAUAACAGAGGCCAGCAGGAGGCACUGUUUACACGCUGCAUGUAAUGUACUUUCAAUGAAGAUGUAAAGAGAAGUUUAAUGCUUGUAUCACAAUAAAGUCACAACAAGCUAUG